CUAUUUCUCUUGACUUGUUUCGGUUGACUCUUCCUUCGUUACUAUAAAACCCCUCAAACAAUUAUAUCUUCAAUUCAUAACUUCAUUUCAAUUUGAAAACUUACAUCUUCCCUUCAUCUCUAUAUUCUACUCCAUUUUUCAUCAAGAGUUCUUCUACCUUAUUUAUACAUCUCAUCUCACAUAUCACAAGCUUCCAUAACAAUGAUGAAAGUAGUGUUAAAGUUGGAGAUACAUGAAGACAGAAUCAAGCAAAAAGCUAUGAAAGCUGUCUCUGGCCUUUCAGGGGUUGAGUCAGUUUCAGUGGACAUGAAAGACAUGAAAUUAACUGCAAUAGGAGAUAUUGAUGCAGUCAAAGUAGUGGCUAAGCUAAGAAAGUUUUGUCAUGCUGAAAUAAUCUCUGUUGGACCAGCUAAAGAAGAAAAGAAAGAAGAACCUAAAAAGAAGGAAGAUGAUAAGAAGGAUUCAACAAAAAUAAAUAUUAUUGAUCCUUUCAUGUUCUAUGGAACACAUGCCUAUUACAGUCAUCAGAUAAAACCUCAAUACAAUCCUUACUACGGCACGGUUAGCGUCGAAGAGGAUCCUAAUAGUUGUGUCAUCAUCUAAGUUUUGUAUGCUAAUUUAAAGAUUAUUGAAUUUGUGUCUCUUUUUAUUUUGUAAAAGCACUAUGAUGUAUAGUGUAGAUUAUAAUAUGAGGCUUGCAAGACUAUUCUUUUACAUAUAAGUACAUUCUUAAUCAA
Molecule: messenger RNA, 737 nt
Organism: Lathyrus oleraceus (garden pea)
Lineage: Eukaryota; Viridiplantae; Streptophyta; Magnoliopsida; Fabales; Fabaceae
Product: heavy metal-associated isoprenylated plant protein 12
Exons: 3
Coding region: 202-603 (133 amino acids)
Molecular function (GO): metal ion binding
Source: RefSeq, a predicted model, not a curated record